AUGGAAACAGAACAACUUAAGAAGCUGUGCUGUUGCGUAUUAGGUUUCUUCCUCACCCAGCUGGCAGUCAUAGUCCUCUUCACAUAUUUCCUAAUAUGGCUCCUCCUCCGUCCCUCAAUACCUCAGUUUAUUCUCCAAGACGCCAGCGUUGAGACUUUCAACUUCUCCUCGUCCACUGACUCGCUGACCUCCAGCUUCCAAAUCACUCUCUACUCAAAGAACCCCAACAGCCUUGCCGGAAUAUACUACGAUAAUCUCCAAGUCUUCGCUACGUACCAAGGCCAGGAAAUCACACUGCGAACUCCACUUCCUCCAACAUACCUACACCACAACGAAGAUUCUGUUUGGCCACUUUCGCUGAUAGGUGAUAAUAUGGCAGUUGCACCGAAUAUCGAAAAUUCAUUGACACAAGACCAGAUGGCUGGCAUUGUAACGAUCAGUAUUGAGGUCGAGGGAAACAUUAGAUGGAAGGUGGGCUCAUCUGCGUCUGGCAAGAGUAUUCAACUAAAUGUGAAUUGCCCUCUUGAUAUAACAUAUGGAAGCAGAGAUAACAAUGGUUCUGUUGCACCAGUAAUUGAUAAUUAUCAGCUGGUCGAAAGCUGUAAUGUGGAGUAUUGA
Daucus carota subsp. sativus is the source of this 618-nucleotide messenger RNA. Its product is annotated as NDR1/HIN1-like protein 12. The record is from RefSeq and is a predicted model, not a curated record. The transcript has a single exon. Lineage: Eukaryota; Viridiplantae; Streptophyta; Magnoliopsida; Apiales; Apiaceae. Bases 1 to 618 code for a protein of 205 amino acids. Gene Ontology annotation, biological process: defense response to other organism. Gene Ontology annotation, cellular component: plasmodesma; plasma membrane.